Messenger RNA from Castor canadensis (American beaver), 1473 nucleotides. The record is from RefSeq and is a predicted model, not a curated record. Lineage: Eukaryota; Metazoa; Chordata; Mammalia; Rodentia; Castoridae.
AUGAAGAAGGAGUUCCCCAGCAUCCUGCAGUUCAUCACCGUCUGUGACUACACCAACCCCUACACAGAGUCCAUGGUUCUGGACCCACCUGUCCUGAUGAUGGCUCUUGGACAUGGGGUACCCGUUAUCACAUGCCGAGCAGCCAUUCUCUGGAAAAUGAAUGCCCCUCUGUCCAUUGAGGAGGUCAAAGUUGAUUCGCCAAACGCUGGUGAGUUUUGGAUUAAGAUUAUAUCAUCUGGACUCUGUGGUACUGAUAUGCACAUUCUGGAAGGGAAAAACGAAGUACAGUUUCCUGUGAUUUUGGGCCACGAGGGAGCUGGAGUUGUAGAGAGUAUUGGAGAAGGUGUAAACAGUGUGAAGCCAGGAGAUAAAGUCCUAAUGUUCCCUCUUCCACAGUGCAGAGAAUGUAGCUCUUGCUUGCAUCCCAAGGGAAACUUGUGCUUGAAGGAAAAUAUGAUAUCUCCAACUGGAUUACUGUUAGAUGGAACCAGCAGAUUUACCUGCAGAGGAAGGAAUAUUUAUAAUCUUUAUGGCACCAGCACAUUCACUGAAUACACCACCGUGGUACAUGAAAUCGCAGUGGGGAAAAUCGAUGAUGCCACUCCUAUGGAUAAAGUCUGUAUCAUGAGCUGUGAGGUGCCUACAGGCUUUGGAGCUGUGUUUAACACAGCAAAGGUCACCCCCGGUUCUACUUGUGUGGUUUUUGGACUUGGAGGAAUUGGCUCAGCCAUUGUCAUUGGCUGCAAAGCCUCUGGCGCCUCUAGGAUCCUCCCGGUUGACAUCAAUGAGAAAAAGUUUCCCCGGGCAAGAGAUUGCCUCAACCCUCAGAACCUUGAGAAGCCUGUCCAGGAGGUGGUGAAAGAAAUGACAGGCAUUGGUGCUGACUUUGCCUUCAAAGCCACUGGGCUUAUUGAUACAAUGGUGUGUGGUCUUGGGGCUCACUUUGGAAUCUAUGGAGUUUGUGUGAGUAUUGGAGCAUCACCCACAAAUUUAAAACUCUCCUUUGACAAAAUGCUGAUUCUCUCUGGGAGAACUCUCAAAGGUGCCAUGAUGGGAGAGUAUAAAACUAGAGAUUCUAUUCCCAAAAUGAUAACUGACUACAUAAACAAAAACAUUAAUGACCCACUUAUAACCCCUAAGUUGCCUUUUGAAAAAAUCAAUGAGGCACUUGAGUUGUUCAAAUAUGAAACUGGCCCACAAGGCCACUACCAUGCAGACCCACCUGAUCAAUACUGGCCAGCCUGCUGGGCCUCCAACCCACAAGCCCUCCAGACCUCCAACACACAGAGUAGCUGGGCUGCCACCCCGCCGACCCACCAGGCAGCCACCCCACAGGUCCACCAGGCAGCCACCCCACAGGCCCACCAGAACACCACCCACUGGCACAGUGGCUGCUGCCUGCCAGAGGAGGGCUGCAACACCACCCAUUGCUGGAUCCAAACCUGCCUACGAGAUGCAGACAAACAUGACUAG